This is a messenger RNA of Anopheles gambiae (African malaria mosquito), 1740 nucleotides long. It is a transcript of the gene lace, whose product is annotated as serine palmitoyltransferase 2. Gene Ontology annotation, cellular component: serine palmitoyltransferase complex. Lineage: Eukaryota; Metazoa; Arthropoda; Insecta; Diptera; Culicidae. Gene Ontology annotation, biological process: sphingosine biosynthetic process; ceramide biosynthetic process. The record is from RefSeq and is a predicted model, not a curated record. Gene Ontology annotation, molecular function: serine C-palmitoyltransferase activity; pyridoxal phosphate binding. The transcript is spliced from 8 exons. The coding region runs from base 51 to 1643 and encodes 530 amino acids.
UUCGUGUUUGAAACGCGUCGUACAGGCGAAUUAUCGUUCUGUUAUCUAUUAUGACUACCAUAAAUGGCAAACGGAACGGCGACAUAAUCCAUCCAAUGCGGACGCAUGGCCAUACUGGACCAAAUGGAACCAGAAAACUGCAUUACAAUGGGCUAAACCAACAAAUCACGAGCCAUGAACAGCCCAAAUCAUCGUACGAGCAAGUUCCGCUUCAUACUGCCUGUUUUACCUAUCUUGGAUUCUAUCUGCUGAUGAUACUGGGAUACAUAAACCAACUGUUCUUCACACCGAAAGUAGCUACCGAAAAGCACAGGGAUGGCUACGUGCCGCUCUACGAUGCGUUCGAGAAGUUCUAUCUACGCUAUGUUUAUAGACGUGUGAAAGAUUGCUGGAAUAGGCCCAUUUGCAGCGUUCCCGGCUCCGAAGUCGUUCUGAAGGAUAGAAUUACGAAGGAUUAUGGCUGGUCUUUUGAAUUUACGGGCACGGAAACAAAAUGUUUGAACCUAGGUUCAUACAAUUAUCUAGGAUUUGCCCAAAAUGAAGGCCCCUGCGCUGAUGAUUCAGAGGAGUGCAUUCGUACGUACGGUUUGGCAGCCUGUAGCCCGCGUAGAGAGCUCGGAACAAAUCCGCUGCACACUGAACUGGAGUCUCUGACGGCAAAGUUUUUGGGCGUUGAAGACGCUAUCGUUUUUGGUAUGGGCUUUGCAACCAACUCGUUGAACAUUCCUACACUAAUUACGCCGGGCUGCUUGGUUGUUAGUGAUGAGAAAAACCACGCUUCAAUCAUAUUGGGAUUACGACUAUCGGGAGCCACGCCCAAGGUCUUCAAACACAACAACAUGAACGAUCUGGAGCGUGUGCUGCGAGAAUCAAUUAUUGCGGGGCAGCCUGGCAGCGGGAAGCCGUGGAAAAAGAUUCUCAUCAUAGUGGAAGGUGUUUUCAGCAUGGAGGGGUCCAUCGUGAAGCUUCCGGAAAUCAUUGCUUUAAAAAAGAAGUACAAAGCCUACGUUUACCUUGAUGAAGCGCAUAGCAUUGGAGCUACCGGACCGUCGGGCCGUGGUAUUUUAGAGUAUUAUGGUGUAGAUCCUAACGAUAUUGACAUUUUAAUGGGUACGUUUACAAAAAGCUUCGGUUCUGCGGGAGGAUACAUUGCGGGCAAUAAGAAACUGAUCAACUUUCUAAGAGUACACAGUCACGCUCAUUGCUAUGCGAGUUCCAUGUCUCCUCCGGUAACGCAGCAAAUAUUAACUUCCAUGAAAAUAAUUCUUGGGCUCGACGGAUCAUCGGAAGGCCAGAAUCGCAUUUCGCAAUUGGCUAGAAAUACGCGCUACUUCAGAAAACGCUUGGCACAAAUUGGCGUCAUUACCUAUGGUCACGAGGAUUCUCCCGUCGUCCCAAUGCUUGUGUAUCUGUUUUCUAAAAUUGGAGCCGUGGUUCGAACAUUGACCUCCAAGAAUAUUGCAGUGGUCGGCGUUGGCUUCCCUGCGACCCCAAUCAUGGAAGGACGAAUUCGCUUUUGCCUAUCGGCUGCGCACACAAAGGAACAGUUGGACUACGCACUCGCCGUCAUCGAUGAUAUCAGCAAUACGCUGGGCUUAAAGUAUUCCCGUAAAGCUAAGGACUUAAAUCCCAUUCCGUAUUAACUGGACCAUUUCAGGAAAAAAAAUAUGUUGUUUUUAUUCAUUUAAUGUUCUAUGCAAGUAACAUAUUUGCAAAUAAAUGCAUGGUAGUAGCUUUGAA